AUGGCGCAAGACGGUGGUGCGGAUGAACCAAUGGUAAUCAAUCAGGGAAGGGCGGGGCUCGAGCAGAGUUUGCACCAUCCCAACGCCAGACGAAGCGCGACCAACGCAACUGCACCGGCAGUGAGCGAGGCGCAGCGUGGGGGAGCAAAGGAGCAAACUACAUUGAAGAAAGAUUUGGCUAACCUAGUGAAGGAGGGCGCGCUAGAGGAGGUCAUCCAGAUAGUCCAUAGGUAUGCAGCCAUAGAGGCGCGAAAGGCCACCGAGGCCAACGCAAAAACGGCAACAAUUACGACAGGAAACCGAAACACCAAAGCGAUCACGCGAGACGAACUCAACAGGUCCAUCGAAGCAGCAUUUCGGCGCUUUAUGCUAAAGACACACCAAGCAGUACCGGGGACAACAGGACCACGAUCCUGGGCCAACGUGGCCGCGGCAGGCGGACCCGUAGCGACAAACACGCCAAAAGUAUUCGUGCCGGGGCGGAUCCAGCGGGAGGUCAUCAUUCAAAACUCUGGAAGCAUCCCAGAGAUGACGAAGAGGACGGCCGUCGAAACGGUACAAGCAGUGAACAUGGCGAUUGGCAUACAGGAAGCGGUAGCAGCCCGCCGACUUCCCAGCGGGGAUGUCGCGGUUACGUUCCUUGACACGGCAAACAAGUACAAGAAGGGGACAGCAGCGUGGAUUAGAGUGGCCUUAGGGCAACGGCAGAACAGUCGAGCCGUGAAUUCACGGUGA
Messenger RNA from Anthostomella pinea, 735 nucleotides. NCBI's taxonomy places the organism in Eukaryota, Fungi, Ascomycota, Sordariomycetes, Xylariales, Xylariaceae. The record is from the annotation of a GenBank genome assembly.